CCAGAUCAUCCACUCCAGCGGCUAUACCCACGUCAUACCAACCAGGCACGAACGAGCAGUGUCCCUGCACUCGGGACGCCAUGCCAUACUCUAGACUGCCCUCCAUCCACGCAUACCUGGAGCAUUACGACAACAAGACUUCCGUUUUCUGUCACCCGUUCUCCAUCCAGUUUGACAGCCAUGGCGCGCAAGCCUUGGUCCCCAUCAGCCUAUGUCCUCUUCCCCCUUGGGUUUCUGUCUGUUUCCUCUUGGGCGCUUCCGUCUUGGCAGAUCACUGCCAGAUCGGGAAAAGACCCCUGCCUGGCUAGACCCCAAGACCAGCCCGCCAGACACAUUAGCACUGAUCCUCCCGCUCAUGGGAGCCAAGCCGCUUCUACCCUGGUCACCUGACAACCGGGCGGGCGCCGCGCUGCGCCGCUGCGCCGAGCUACGCCGUCCUCAUCAAUCCGGACAACUAAGGCGGCCAAGGUCGUGGCAAGCCAGCAAAGCGGAGCAGCAAUUCCCCGUGCUGGGGCCGGCGGCCAAGACGUUGAGCGGGCGCCGGCCUGAGCGGGAUGACGAUGUCUGUAUCGUCAUGGGGUCCUUUUCUUUCUACACCAUGUUUUACAAUUUCCGCCCUCCUUUGUUUUUGCCAUUUAUGGCUCACAUGCUAUCAUUUGCAUUCACUCUUCAUUCUCGGUGUUUGAUUGAUUUCCAAAUUCGCAAUGCAGGCUUGGCGUUUUGGGUUUCGCAGCUGAGGGAGGAGUGUUUGACUCGACGCUGGACGGAGGGGAGGCGCACGCAAUCCGCUUGUGUGUCCCCCUUUCUGCGCUCCUCAAUAUCCGUGCGGUCGACCAUCCCUGGCGAGAUUGCUGCCACGGGUCGGCGUUAACCAUGGGGGUAGGGGGUUGAAUUUUCUUCCGCUUUUCAAUUCCAUCUCAACAGCCUUUCGGGGAGCAUUAGGCCGCAACAAACUUAGAAGAGGUUUUUUUUUUUUUUUUUUCUUUUUUAGUAGGCUUUUUUUAAGCCAACGAAAGAAAGAAAAUCGCAUACUGUCUUUGUGUUUCGCUUUCGUUCAUACAUCUCAUCAGAGCUUGUGCCCAACAUUGGUAUUCCGUGGAAAGUCAAUCGCGACUUGAGCAGUAACCCAUCAGUUGCCGAA
Molecule: messenger RNA, 1141 nt
Organism: Colletotrichum navitas
Lineage: Eukaryota; Fungi; Ascomycota; Sordariomycetes; Glomerellales; Glomerellaceae
Exons: 1
Coding region: 212-871 (219 amino acids)
Source: RefSeq, a predicted model, not a curated record